This is a messenger RNA of Bemisia tabaci, 1176 nucleotides long. RefSeq names its product U3 small nucleolar ribonucleoprotein protein IMP4. Gene Ontology annotation, biological process: rRNA processing. Gene Ontology annotation, cellular component: Mpp10 complex; nucleolus; small-subunit processome. Lineage: Eukaryota; Metazoa; Arthropoda; Insecta; Hemiptera; Aleyrodidae. The record is from RefSeq and is a predicted model, not a curated record. Gene Ontology annotation, molecular function: snoRNA binding; rRNA primary transcript binding.
GCUCCAUCUUGUUUACGUUUCGAGACAGCUUUUUCAGUUAUUUCGUGGUUUUUUCACUGAAAGUCAACUUACCUUUUAUUUCCAAUCGUUUAUCAUGAAGUAGUGAUUCACAAAUUAUUAGUGUACUCCUAGGAACUAACAACAGUCAACAUGCUUCGUCGGCAAGCUCGUCUCCGCAGGGAGUAUUUGUACCGCAAGUCGUUAGAAAACAGACAAAGAUCUAUUCAAAAUAAGAAGGAUAGACUGCGUGAUUGUAUUGAAAACAACAAGCCAGUACAUACUGACUUGAAGAAAACUGCCUUGGAACUCCACAAAAAACUUGAGUGGGAAGAUGAGGGUCCCAAAGCUGCAAGUAUGCUUGGAACUGAAGUUGGUGGAACUGACGGCUCGCACGAAGAUGAUGAAUAUCAUUGGGCAGGUGUAGAAGAUCCAAAAAUUAUGGUCACCACGAGUCGUGACCCCUCUUCCAGGCUGAAGAUGUUUGUCAAAGAAUUGAGAUUAAUUUUUCCCAAUGCACAACGUAUGAACCGUGGUGCAUAUGAGAUGAAACAAUUGGUACAUGCCUGCCGGGCCAAUGAUGUCACUGACUUCAUCAUUGUGCAUGAAAAUCGAGGGAAUCCUGAUGGCUUAAUUAUAUGCCACCUACCGUAUGGCCCGACUGCGUAUUUUACGCUCUCGAAUGUUGUCAUGAGGCAUGACAUUCCAGAUAUAGGAACUAUGUCGGAGCAAUUUCCACAUCUGAUAUUUCAUAAUUUUACAACAAAGCUAGGAGAACGAACUAAAAGCAUUCUCAAGUAUUUGUUUCCUGUUCCUAAACCAGACAGCAAAAGAGUCAUAACUUUUGCAAACCAUGACGAUUAUAUUGCAUUCCGGCACCACACUUAUAAAAAGAUUGAUGGAAAAAACAUUGAAUUAGAAGAAGUUGGCCCCAGAUUCCAGUUGAAGCUCUUCAAAAUUAUUCUUGGAACUCUGGACACAGCAGCGUCAGCCGAAAUUGAAUUUGUUUUAAGGCCAUACAUGAACACAGCUGCCAAGCGAAGAUUCCUCUCAGACCAGGAUGGAUGGAAUCAAGAAGAUGAUGUAGAAGUUUAAUCUAAUGCUCUUAAGUUAAGCAAGUUAUUUCUCAUUGUGUAAAUAUGUACAGCUUUUUUAAAUAAAUUCCGUCAUUGAAUCAAA